This is a messenger RNA of Humulus lupulus (European hop), 1147 nucleotides long. Its product is annotated as short-chain dehydrogenase reductase 2a. The transcript is spliced from 2 exons. Bases 105 to 1052 code for a protein of 315 amino acids. The record is from RefSeq and is a predicted model, not a curated record. Lineage: Eukaryota; Viridiplantae; Streptophyta; Magnoliopsida; Rosales; Cannabaceae. Gene Ontology annotation, molecular function: oxidoreductase activity, acting on the CH-OH group of donors, NAD or NADP as acceptor.
ACAAAUUCUUCUUUAUCAAACUCUCUCUCUCUCUCCCUCUCUCUCCUCUUCUUUCUCUCCUUCUCUCUCUCUCCAUCUCUAUAUUUAUACAUAUAUACAAAACCAUGUACAUGCAAACUGAAACCAUGCCGGCCCAAGUCAUGCCUGAGCAAGCUCUUCAUGGGAUUCAUAUCUUGGGAAGGGAAAACAAUACCCCCACUCCUAGAAGAUUGGAGGGCAAAGUGGCAAUCGUCACGGGUGGGGCGAGAGGCAUAGGAGAAGCCACGGUGAAACUCUUCGCCAAACACGGCGCAAAGGUGGUGAUCGGCGAUGUAGAAGACACAGCCGGAAAAGUCCUCGCCGAAACACUAGGAGCCUCGGUUUCGUUUCUUCACUGCGAUGUUAGCUUGGAAGAAGACGUAGAAAACCUCAUCGAAUCCACCAUAUCUCGGUACGGACAGCUCGAUAUUCUCUUCAACAAUGCCGGGGUUCUCGGAAGCCAAUCCAAGAGGAAGAGCAUAAUGGAAUUCGACGCCGACGAAUUCGACUGCGUGAUGAGAGUGAACGUCAAGGGAGUCGCGCUCGGCAUGAAGCACGCCGCCCGAGCCAUGAUUAGACGAGGCGGCGGCGGGUGCAUUAUCUCCACCGCCAGUGUUGCCGGCGUCAUGGGUGGGCUCGGCCCCCACGCCUACACCGCCUCGAAGCAUGCGAUCGUGGGGUUGACGAAGAACGCCGCCUGCGAGUUGGGGCGGUAUGGGAUUAGGGUUAACUGCAUUUCGCCGUUUGGGGUGGCCACUCCUAUGCUCAUCAAUGCGUGGAGAUCGGACGGUGAUGGUGAAGGGGAUGAUGAUGAGUGUAUGAGCUUUGGUGGGAUGCCUUGUAGUGAUAAAGAAGUUGAGAAAAUGGAGGAUUUUGUUAGAGGACUUGCUAACUUGAAAGGUCCAACACUAAAGCCUAGGGAUAUUGCUGAGGCUGCUCUUUAUCUUGCUAGUGAGGAAUCUAGAUAUGUUAGUGGUCAUAAUCUAGUUGUAGAUGGUGGAGUAACCACCUCAAGAAAUUGUGUUGGUUUGUAAUUUUCUCUUCUUAAUAUUUUUUGGGUUCUUUUAAUUUGUUAUUUGGUUAAUAUAUAUGAAAAGAUAGAAAUAAUCAAUUGAAUUUAUUUUAUAUA